GCGUGCACUCCAUCCCUGAUAGGUGGAUUUGAAGGGCCAGUAGGACCGCCAGGGCGAGAUGGACGCGAUGGAAGUCGAGGAGAGCCAGGACCUAAAGGUCCAGAUGGUCCGAAAGGAAAGCAGGGAAUCCAAGGUCCGCAGGGACCACAAGGUCCUCCAGGCGACAAAGGAAUAGAAGGACCGCAAGGUAUGAAAGGUAUGAGAGGAGUUCAGGGAGAAAAAGGACCAGAUGAUGCCAGAUAA
Loa loa (African eye worm) is the source of this 243-nucleotide messenger RNA. RefSeq lists its product as hypothetical. The record is from RefSeq and is a predicted model, not a curated record. Lineage: Eukaryota; Metazoa; Nematoda; Chromadorea; Rhabditida; Onchocercidae. The transcript has a single exon. The annotation marks the transcript as partial.